Messenger RNA from Trichechus manatus latirostris (Florida manatee), 5600 nucleotides. RefSeq names its product RUN and FYVE domain containing 2 (gene RUFY2). Bases 1410 to 3191 code for a protein of 593 amino acids. Gene Ontology annotation, cellular component: cytoplasm. Gene Ontology annotation, molecular function: metal ion binding. The transcript has 16 exons. The record is from RefSeq and is a predicted model, not a curated record. Lineage: Eukaryota; Metazoa; Chordata; Mammalia; Sirenia; Trichechidae.
AGGGUGACACAUCCCUGACCCCGACUCGAGCCCAGGUGCCGUCGCGGUGUAAGGGCUUCUCGGCGUGGGAACUGCCAGUGCCUGGCAGGGACCUGCAGUGGAGCAGCUGCAAAGCCGCCCUUUGUCUGGUUGUCGCAUCGAAUGUUACGGAUUGUGAUGGGCGCUGUUAAGAAAAAUGAGAAUCGCCACAGAUUAUGGAACACUAAAUGGUUUCACUCCCGAAAUAAAGGAGUCAAUACGACGAUGCAGAUUUGAAAAAAAAUGAUGUCCUAUGUGGAGAUUUUCCAGCAAACAGCUUGCUUAUAGCAGUUGUGGCUGUUCGCGUUUUAAGUUGCUUAGGAUUCAGUGUCAGGCGUCAUGCCUCGCUGAGAUCAGAACUAGAAUGCUAGAUCAUUGGGAUCGCUGAAUUUUUGUUCAGUGAAGGAAAACUAGAUGCUGUGCUUACUUGGACUGGUAAAUCAAUCUAACGUUUAAUAAUGUCUGACAAACGGCUGCAUUUUUCUGCACCUCGGUUUUGCCAUCUGUUUACUGAAAAUGUUCCUGUCAGUGGUAACAGUGAUGCAGUGGUGAAAGUAUGAGGAAGCAUCUGAAUUCCUAAGGACAGUUCAUGGGACUGAAAAAAAUGUUUUUGUGGAUUGAAAAUAUUAAUUAAAAACGAAGUUGUUUUUUUUUUUUUUUUUUUUUUAGUUUUAAGGUAUCUGUUAGCUUGGUGUUCAAACCGAAACAGUGGGCAUUACCAACUGUGUGGAAGGGCAGGGAAUUUUAAUGUGAAACUGGUCCCUGCUUUUGUUUCUGCUUGAAAAAUAAAGGCGUCUUGCAACACAGGACUGCAGUGUGCACUGUACUUUGCGUACCAGUGAGAAUGAACAGCAGUGAAAAACAGGAUGAAAGAGUUAAAGUGACGGAAGGAAUUAAGUGGCUUCUCAUGUAUCCCCUUAUUUGUCAGUGUAUUUUAAUUUACCUGUCGUGCUUGUUAUGGUUGAUACUUGAAUCUUAGAAUUUUAACUACCUUUUAUUUUAUUGCCAGUUUAUUCUGAGCAUUUUUGCCUUGGAAUUCAUCCUUAGAUCGAACCUCCUGUCCACCUUUUACAUGAGACCCUUAAACAGGUUUUCUGUGACGCCUAACUUACCUCUAUAGAAAGUCAUUAUAAAAACUUGUUCUUCCUGAAGAGGUACCACAAAAGUAAAAUAAAUACAGGAGAAUGGACAAUUUCCCGGAUCUUGAAAAUAAUUAAUAAACUUUGGUUGGAGCAGGCAAGGGAGUCUUCUAUGGUUUGUGUGAAAAGUUAACUAGGGGUGUAGGUCAGGUGGGAAGACGUUCAGUAUUUGUCAACCAAGGAAAAGCAACCAAUGUUGGUUUUAUAGGGGAAGCAAAGAGUUUAUGUUGUUUUCAGUGUCAUGCCUUGCAAAUGAUGUUGCAUUCCUUUCUUGUGCUUUCAGCUACAAAAGACCCCACAGCAGUUGAGAGAGCAAACUUACUAAACAUGGCUAAACUGAGUAUCAAAGGACUCAUAGAAUCUGCUCUCAGUUUUGGCCGUACUUUGGAUUCUGACUACCCACCUUUGCAGCAGUUCUUUGUUGUUAUGGAACAUUGUCUGAAACACGGUCUUAAAGUAAGAAAAUCAUUUUUGAGUUAUAACAAAACCAUCUGGGGCCCUUUGGAACUAGUGGAGAAGCUGUACCCAGAAGCAGAGGAAAUAGGAGCCAGUGUCCGGGAUUUACCAGGUCUUAAGACUCCGCUGGGUCGUGCACGGGCAUGGCUUCGAUUGGCCCUCAUGCAAAAAAAAAUGGCUGAUUAUCUGCGUUGCUUAAUUAUUCAGAGGGAUCUCUUGAGUGAAUUCUAUGAGUAUCAUGCACUAAUGAUGGAAGAAGAAGGAGCAGUAAUUGUUGGGCUGCUGGUUGGCCUGAAUGUGAUAGAUGCUAAUCUGUGUGUAAAGGGAGAGGAUUUAGACUCACAAGUUGGAGUGAUUGAUUUUUCCAUGUAUUUAAAGAAUGAAGAAGAUAUUGGAAAUAAAGAAAGCAGCACAGUCAGCAGCCUCCAUUCAAGAGUUGAUUCAUUAGAAAAGUCAAAUACUAAGCUGAUUGAAGAGUUAGCAAUAGCAAAGAAUAAUAUCAUUAAGCUCCAAGAAGAAAAUCAUCAAUUGCGAAGUGAAAAUAAAUUGAUUUUAAUGAAGACACAGCAGCAUCUAGAGGUUACCAAAGUGGAUGUGGAAACUGAGCUUCAAACAUAUAAGCAUUCUCGUCAGGGACUGGAUGAAAUGUACACUGAAGCCAGAAGGCAGCUUCGAGAUGAAUCUCAGUUACGACAGGAUGUAGAGAAUGAGCUAACAGUACAAGUUAGUAUGAAAAAAGAGAUUGAACUUGCCAUGAAGUUGCUGGAGAAAGACAUCCACGAGAAACAAGAUACUCUGAUAGGCCUUCGACAACAACUGGAGGAAGUUAAAGCAAUUAACAUAGAGAUGUAUCAAAAGUUGCAGGGUUCUGAAGAUGGCUUGAAAGAAAAAAAUGAAAUAAUUGCCCAGCUAGAAGAAAAAAACAAUAAAAUUACUGCAGCCAUGAGGCAGCUGGAACAAAGAUUGCAGCAAGCAGAGAAGGCACACAUGGAAGCUGAAGCUGAAGAUGAGAAAUAUCUACAAGAAUGUCUGAGUAAAUCCCACAGUCUACAGAAACAAAUCUCCCAAAAGGAGAAACAGCUGGUACAACUGGAAACUGAUUGGAAGAUUGAAAAGGAAUGGAGGCAGACUUUGCAGGAAGAUCUUCAAAAGGAGAAAGAUGCCUUAUCUCAUCUUAGAAACGAGACCCAACAAAUCAUUGUUCUUAAAAAAGAAUUCCUUAGCCUCCAGGAUGAAAAUCAGCAGUUGAAAAAAGUAUAUCACGAUCAAGAGCAAGCUCUUCAAGAACUUGGCAACAAACUGAGCGAAUCAAAACUUAAAAUAGAAGAUAUAAAAGAAGCCAACAAAGCAUUACAGGGACUGGUUUGGUUAAAAGACAAAGAAGCAACACAUUGCAAACUUUGUGAAAAGGAAUUCUCACUCUCCAAGAGAAAGCACCACUGUAGAAACUGUGGGGAAAUUUUCUGUAAUGCCUGCUCUGACAACGAACUGCCUUUGCCGUCUUCACCAAAGCCGGUCCGGGUCUGUGAUUCCUGUCAUGCCUUGCUGAUUCAGAGAUGCUCAUCUAACUUGCCAUAGACUACAGAACUAAAUCCUUAUGUAUAGAAGGAAGUAUGCACGAUUGUUAUGUAUGGACAUGUUUACAAAGUAUCCAGACAGCCCUUUUCUUAAGCAGCUUUCGGUCAGUAUUGGUACCAGUUUAUCUUCCACAUAUGCCAACUCAUGGGAAUUAGAAGUUGUUUAAAACAUUUGGUAUUUCCUUCAUUAUUCUUCAAAAUGAUUUUUCAAUAGGGUAUGCUUUAAAAUAACUUUAGUCUAAUUCCUAAUUGAUGUAAUAAUCAUGUAACCCUUAAAUCCAGUAAAAGGCCAGCUAGCAUAGCUAACACACAAUUGCCUUAUCUCGUAAAGGCCUACUUAAAAUUAAGGCUUCAGAUUGCUUUAUUCUUCCAGACUGUCAAGUUGAUAGUAAUUUGGUGCCUGUAAUUCUCAAUGCACUUUAAAGCUUCAUGGUUCUCAAAGAAAGAUUGGAAAUGUAUAUAUCUUUCUAGAAGUAUUAAUAUUCCAAUUCAACAGUAUUUUCAUCAGCUUAGUUUAAGAUUUCAGCUUAAAUAUUUAUUGGCCCCUGUCCCUUCCCCUCCUUUAUUCCUUUUGCAUUAGAAAACAUCCUUUUGGUCUUUCUCCUUUUGAAAUUACUGUUGUGCUUGCUGAUACUUUCAGAUACAGUGGGCAUUGACAUUUGGCCUCAAUUUUUUCCUUCUCAUCUUCAAAGAAAGUCACACAUAACCAUCACCAAGUAACCUUGUUACUUGGCAGACCUUUCUGUAUACUACCUGUCACUAAAUUGCUAGGUUUUUUUUUGGGGGGGUGGUCUCAGACCCCAUUUGAGAAAAAUAAAAGCAUAAACCCUUCCCCAGAAACGUGUGUAAUAGUGGAAUUGUAGGCUCCUGAUAAAGUCUCUUAAGCAUUAAAAAACAGAAAACCAUUGCCAUCGAUUCCAACUCCUAGCAACCCUAUAAGAGAAUUGCCUUGUAGAGUUUCCAAGGAGUGGCUGGUGGAUUCCAGCUGCCAACCUUUUGGUUAACAGCUGUAGCUCUUAAGCACUGUGCCACCAGAGCUCCGAGCAUUAGAGUGAGAAAUCUAAAGUGUAGUUAAACUUUGCCUUUAAUAUGGUACAGGCUUUAGUUAAAAAAAAAUUUGUAUUUAAUUUCCAUUCCAGUAAUCUUCAGGAAGCAUUUAUAGUAGUCUAUCCCUGCAGUCUGUGUCUACAGUAAGAAUUCAACAUGUAUACAGACCGCCUCUAUGCCAGGGACUUGAGCAGAUGAAGAUGUCUGCCCUGCCAUGAAGCAUAUACCAGUACUUGAACUAUUUCAAGCAUAAAAAAUUCAAUAAACACUAAUUUGGUUAUAUACUGCUUACAGCGUACCUAGAACGUAAUCUGUAAAAAUUAUUACUCCUGUAUGACGACAGUACCACUAGGGAUCUUACCUUUUUAUAUUAUUUUCAGCUGUGCACUUUGUGAGCCUUUCAAAAAUGUCAUAUUAGGAAUCUUACAUAUUACUCCUAGGAGCAUUCCAUUUAGUGGUCAAUCAUGGACACAUAACCCCUUCUCCCUGCCCCAAUGGAAAUCACUUUUAUUCUGCAGAUCAUUUCCUGAGAGUACAUACUUUCAUUAAGGUUUAAUAUAAAGUUUCCUAAAUUGCCAAAAGUUUGAAACCAGUUUUUUACUUAUUUUCUCCAUAAUCCAUAAAUUUUCAGUCAGCUUUUGAGGCCAACUUCAGUUAGAAUUGAAAUAGAUUUUUAGGUGGACUUUUCUUGACUACUGAUAGAAAUGUCAAGAUAUGAAUUAUAUUCUUGAACUGUUUUUGUACUGCUAGAUCCAGAUUUUUAUGGUUUGUGAGAGUAAGCAUAAAUGAAAAAUUUAAAAUACUAACAUGUUUUUUAUUACUGUGCUUAGCAAAUAUAAACCGUAAUUUGUAGUUACCCUUUAAAUUCUUUGCCACUUAAAAAUUGUCACCGUUGACUUGGGCUUUUCUAUGACAGUAGUACAACUUGCUGCGUUUAGUUUUGGCUCAUAUUUAAAAAUCAUAAUUCUGCAUUUUUCUAACAUUUGCAAUUUGUAUUUUGUGAUUGUGAACUUACACUACUUUUCCUUUUAAGAUUUGCUCUCACAGAAAGUUAGUUAACUUAAUAGACUUCGCAUACUAUUCCCUCACCUAGCCAAUUUUACCACAGUAACAACACUAUCAUGGUGCCAAGGAAUUCCAAUUGUAAUUCUUCUACCCUGCAAUGUUUUUAAUGGAAAUGUGAAAUUUUUUAAAACCAAAUAAAGAUUUGAAAAAUUUGCCUGCUUUAGGAUUGGAGGACAACUUUAAUUUAUAACACUUUAUAUUUUUACUGCUUAAAGAUUUUAAGUGGGGAAUCAUGGGAAAAUAAAAGCAUGGUGAUCUUUGCUCAAGCAUAAUUAGUGUAAGAGGCUCCCAGUAUAUA